GAUUUGCGAUUAGUAAGGGCAAUCAGGUGGUGCGUAAGAGCUCCACUGGACUCGACUACGAGACGACAAGAAGCUACAAAGUAACAGCAGUCGUACAGGACAACGGCAAUCCCAGAAUGACGCUUUCUAAGCAGUUUACCAUAGAAGUAUUGAACAUCAACGAGCCUCCAGUCUCCAUCGACUUCACUUCCACCAACGGGCAGCUCUCCUUCACUACAAACAGUCCGCGAGUCAACGAAAACUCGGUCGCUCAGACGGUCGUCGGUACAAUAGUCGCCUACGACGCUGACGCCAACCAGAAUCUGAAGUUCAAGCUCGACGACACCGCCGGCGGUCGAUUUGCUCUCGACUCGAAACGUGCCGCUUGCACCGCCAGUUCGACUGCGGGAAUCAAGACAAAGUGUACAGUCCCGGUCGUUGUCAGUGGCACUCUCAACCACGAGGCGGACGCUCUGCACACAAUUGUCGUUCGCGCUACCGAUCAAGACAAACUCUUCAUGACCAAGAGAGUGUCUAUUACCAUUGUAGACAUCAAUGACAGACCGAGGGAUAUUGUCUUUGUGGGAGGACAGCCGUCUAUCAAAGAGAACGCCAAUAAUGCUUUGAUUGGCGAGUUCAAAACGACAGACGACGAUCCAACAAACAAGCACACGUACAGUCUCGUCGAUUCCGCCAAUGGUAAAUUCGUCAUCUCUGGAGCUUCGUUGAGUACCAGCGCAACCGCUAACAUUGAUUACGAGAUUUCUAAACAAAUAAAAAUUACCGUGAGAUCAACGGAUAGUGGUACGCCCCGUCUGCAUGUCGAUAAGACGUUUACCGUCACGGUUACGGACGUUAACGAGACUCCGACUAGUGUUAGUCUGACGGUGUCUACAGUCGACGAGAACAGUGGGACGGACACGGUCGUUGGAACUCUGCGUACCGUAGAUCCGGACAACAGCCAGACAGUGAGACAGUCACACACCUACACACUACUCGACAGCGCAGACGGCCGGUUCAAAAUCGUCGGUGGACAAGUGAAGGUGGCUCCAUCUGCCACAAAGUGCUUGCAGGUUGGUGGUAGCGAGUGUAAGCUGAACUAUGAGAAGGCAAAAACGCAUCGUAUUCUUGUGCGUACGACGGAUAACGGCAACCCUCCAAUGCAAAGAGACUUCAAUCUGACAAUUUCUCUCAACGAUAUCAAUGAUCAGCCGCGGAGUUUGAGCAUCGAUAACUUCAAGGUGAAAGAGAACGAGAAGAUUGGAACGUUAGUUGGCGUUCUUAGCUCGUUAGACGAAGACAAAAGUCAAACGCUGACAUACACUCUGACAGACAGCGAUGGAGGAAGGUUCCAACUCAAAGGGAAUCGCCUAGAGAAGGCAAAAUCUGCCAACUACGAGACCAAGACAUCGCACAAAGUCAUAGUCAAAGUAUCAGACAAUGGCUCGCCAUCUCGUUCGAUGACUAAAACUUUCACAAUUGAGGUACUCGACGUCAACGAGGCGCCGGUGACGAUCAUUUGUAAAUCUACGGCCGGUCAACUGUCGUUCGCCGACAACAAACCAAAAGUCAACGAGAAUUCGGCCCGGAGUACGGUCGUCUGUACUUUGGAAGCUCGAGACGCGGAUAAAGGACAGACGAUUGCUUUCGCCUUAGACGACGACGACGACGGCCGAUUCAGUGUCGCCAGUGCGUCGACCGUCCAAUGCACGGGUAUAUCAAACACGGUGUGUACGACGAAACUUGUCGUGUCCGGUACUUUGAACUAUGAAGAGACCGUCAAACACGAGAUCAUCGUGCGCGCAACGGACAAGGGAGGCAAGUUCAAAACGACCAAAUUCACCGUCCAAGUUGUUGACAUCAACGACAAGCCGACUGACAUUCAACUUGCGGGCGGUAACCCGCAAGUCAAAGAGAAUUUGAACAAUGCCGUCGUUGGAGAGCUGCAAACGACCGAUCAAGACUCCUCUCAGAGCCACACCUACAAGCUUGUGGACUCCGCGAAGGGACGCUUUGUGAUUGUCAAUCGAAAAGUGAAAGUAUCGGCAAACGCCAAUCUAGAUUACGAAAAAGGCAGUCAGUAUACGAUACAAGUGCAAUCGACGGACAACGGGAGUCCUCAAUUGUCAGUGAGCAAAUCGUUUGUCAUCAAAGUCUUGGACGUCAACGAGAAACCGACAGAUAUCCAGAUUUCCAACAACAAAGUGAACGAGAACUCUCCUGUCGAUACCGUCGUCGGUAAAGUGAGCACGAGCGAUCCCGACAACUCUCAAAGCAUUCGUCAGUCGUUCAAGUACGUGUUGCUCGACACGGCGGGCGGACGAUUUAAAAUGGUCGGCGACACAGUCAAGGUGGCGGUGUCUAACACUAAAUGUCUUGCAUCGGGUGGUUCGGCUUGCUUGCUCGACUACGAAGCUCAAAGGCAACACGAUAUCACUGUUAGAGCGACAGACAAUGGCAAUCCCGCUCUUUCGGUUGAUAUCAAAUUGACUAUCAUGCUCAAUAAUAUCAACGAUCAACCACGCGAUCUUGACCUGUCCAAUAAUGAAGUGGCGGAAAACAAGCCAGCCAAAACUGUCGUCGGCGUAUUGUCGUCGACCGACGAAGACAAAUACCAGAGUCUUACGUAUUCACUUGCUGAUGACGAUAACGGAAGAUUUAGAGUGGUCGGAAACAAACUGCAGAAAGCACAAGUGGCCAACUACGAAGUGGCAAAAGCUCAUUCCGUUGUUGUCGUGGUUCAGGACAAUGGUACGACACCUCUAAAGAUGAGCAGACGCUUUGUUAUCGAAGUGAUCGAUGUCAAUGAGGCGCCGAUCAAUAUCAGCAUCGUUGAGGAGUCGGGAUAUUUGCGUUAUCCGGAUAACAGCCCGCGGGUGGAAGAGAAUGCGCCUGUGGGGACAGCUUUCGGUACGAUAAAAGUGUUCGACUACGAUGCUAACGAGACUCUGUCGUUUCAAUUGGAUGAUGACUCGAAUGGAAUGUUUGCAUUGGGAAAUUCAGGUCAGGCUACUUGUAAGGCGAUCUUCGACAAGCCGGGAGUCAACACAUACUGCUCUGUGCCCAUAGUGGUAGCAGGUCCUCUGAACUACGAGAAAAAGUCGAAACAUUACAUUACGAUUCGAGUAACCGACCAGAAAGGACUGUUUCGAGCACAGCGGUUUAAUGUCGAGAUCGUAGAUAUAAACGACAUUCCUCAUGACAUAGAACUGUCCGCAUCAGUCAUAAAAGAGAACACGAACGACGCUCUGAUCGGUACAUUUACAACGCAAGAUCAAGACGCCACGCACCGUCACACUUACACUCUUGUCAACAACCCCGGCAACAAAUUCACAGUGAAGGCCAAUCAGCUGCUUACAUCCGUUAACGCUAAUCUAGAUUACGAAGCUCAGCAAACAUACAACUUGACCGUUCGAUCAACAGACAACGGCGUACCUCCACUGUUUUUGGAAGAAGACUUCAUCAUUUCCGUAACAGAUGUAAACGAGGAUCUGUCGUUAAUCCGCAUUAGCAACUCCAAGGUUCAAGAGAACUCGCCAACUGACACUCUAGUUGGUACACUCACCGUCGAAGAUCCAGACAACUUGGGUCCUAAAGGUGUGUGGCAAGCUCACACUUGUGUCACCGUUAUGAACGCAGACGGUCGUUUCAUUGUGGAUGGAAACGCCAUCAAGGUUGCCAACGCGGACAUCAACUACGAAGCGAACGCCAAUCUGUCAAUUGUCGUGCGCUGUACGGAUUCCGGGAAACCGUCGCUCUCGAGAGACGAGACGUUUGUUGUCACAGUGAUCGACAAGAACGAGCGACCAACCGGGCUGAACAUGUCCGGCGGUGCUGUAGCGGAAAACGCGUCUCCACAGGUAGUGGCCACGUUCAGCACGCAAGAUCCGGACAACGAAUUCUACACCAGACAGACUUUUGUAUAUGAGCUUGCAGCCAAACCGCAAGGUUUUCCGUUCGUCAUCAGCGGGAACGAGUUGAAGACGACGGUUAGUCUCGACUACGAACGACAGCAAUCGUGGCAAGUGUUCGUUCGGUCUACAGACAGCAGUGGUCUGUCGAUCGAUGAAGUGUUUCAGGUGGAUGUAAUCGACGUCAAUGACAAACCGUCGGGCAUCUCGCUGGCUGGCACAACGUCCGUUCCAGAGAACAGUCCGGCAAGUACGUACGUUGGUCAGAUCGCAACGACAGACGAGGAUUUCAAUCAAACUUACACGUACAGUUUGCAAGACGUAAUCCCACGUUCUAAUGGACAGCAAUCAAACACUCAAUGGACGGGGGCAUUUGUUAUUGAUCCCACGACAGGACGGCUGACUGUUGGAAGUGAUGAUUUGAAUUAUGAAGCAACACCUCAGUUCACGCUGCGAAUUAUGACGACCGAUUCUGGCCGUCCGCCUUAUUCUUAUACUGGAGAUGUGGUUGUGACGAUUGUAGACGUCAAUGAAGUUCCGACAAACAUUUCAAUCAGCGGAGACGAGAUAAGUGAGAACAGUACGAAUAACACUGUCGUUGGCACUUUGACGGUCACAGAUCCAGACAACGAAUUCAUCUCGCGGCAGUCGUUUCGGUGUUUAGUGGUGAAUCAAGAUCCAGAGCCGUUUAUGGUGAGAGACAAUCUAACGCUUGUUGUUGCCGAUCUCGUGAAUUUCGAACAGCAAGAGUUUCAUUUCUUAGAGGUACGUUGUCUCGACGACGGCAUUCCGUCAAUGUACGCAGAGAAACAGUUCAAGAUUCGGGUGGUCGAUGUUAACGAACCUCCGGCCGACGUUCGUCUUUCUUCUCAAACGAUCGAGGAGAACGAAGAGGCGGGAUCGCUCCUUGGCAUCGCAUCCUGUCGGGAUCCGGACAACGAAGUGCGUUGGGUACAAAACAUUACUUACGGCAUUCUCGAACACGACGUGCCGUUUGUCGUUAACGGUACAGAAGUUGUAUCGACAAUGAAGUUCAAUUUCGAGAACAGGUCCACGUACGUUUUCCAUCUUGGUGCUGGUGACGACGGCGUGCCCCGCAAGGCAACGAUCGUUGAGGUCACUGUCAGCAUUCUGGAUGUCAACGAUCGACCGACGCUUGUCGAAUUGAGCAGUAAAGGAGUUUUAGAGAAUUCUCCGGGUGGCACGCUUGUCGGGUGGUUACACACGAUUGACGAAGACGUCGGUCAGUCGCACAGCUACAGCAUCAUUGCACAGAGCGACAGCAAAGGUCUGUUUGCUAUCAACGGGAGCGCUCUUAUUGUGGCUAGCGGUGCACAACUGAAUUUCGAAGCGCAGUCUGAACAUGUAGUUGUAAUACAGUCGACAGACAACGGCACACCGACUCUCACAGUUCAGAAUUCCGUCAUUGUCCGCAUCGUCGACGUCAACGAAAGACCGACGGACGUCGUGUCGUAUAAUAAGACCAUCGAAAUCUACGAGAACAGUCGACCCGGCACGUGGAUUGGCAAUCUGAUGGUGAUAGACGAGGAUCUCAAUCAAACUCACGUGUGUACACUCCUCAACGGCACGCAGUAUUUCACAUUGAUCGACGACGAUCAACCCACAAUAGUCGUCUCUCAAUCGGCAGAUCUCGACUACGAGAAAGUUGCCAACAUUUGGGUCAACAUCGAGUGCUCGGAUUCUGGCAAACCGUCGCUCAGCGUCGACCACUCGUUCCACGUCCAGGUGCUCGACGUCAACGAACCACCGACGGACCUAAUUCUAGACGGAUCGCGAAUGUUGAGAGAAGACGUUCCGAUCGGAUAUUCCAUGGGUAGACUAUCAGUCCGCGACGAGGACGUCGGUCAGAGCCACACUUACGAAGUCGUCGGCCUCGCGGCGGUCGCUUUUAAUGUCGACAACUCUAAACGCGAACUGAUCGUAUUUCGUCCGAUCUACCUCAACUUUGAAAAUCUAACGAGAGACAAAAUCAACGUGACAAUCGCUGUUACCGACGACGGCUCUCCACCUCUGACGUUUCGAGAGACGUUUACGUUCACGGUCGUUGAUAUCAACGAGCCACCCAUCGGUAUCGUCAUUUCGGGCGGAGGGUCGAUCGGCGAGAACGCGAUGCCCGGAGAGACGGUCGGCAGUUUGUCGUCUAGUAACGACGAACGCGGGCAGUCGGUGACGUAUCGCGUUGUGAGCGUCGACGGAGUAGCCAACUCGACCGACUUCUACCUUCGAACCGACGGCAAUGCGACGUACCUGGUAUGCAACACGACGCUCGACUACGACAACCAGUCGUCGUUCUGGAUCGAGAUUGAAGCGAGUGACAACGGAAAUCCGCCGUCGUCGUCGAUAGAGACGAUCACGAUCACGGUGGCGGCUAGCGAUCCGUGCGCACUCGGUACGGCCGGAUGUUCUAUCAAUGCCAAUUGUACUCGACUGUCGUCCUCGAGGAGUCGUUGCUCGUGUGUCGAAGGAUUCGGCGGAGACGGCACGAUUUGUAAACUAAUAAAACAGUGUUCGGCUGUGACACCGGACAGCUCGGACAGCUCGAUUUCGCUGUGUAACAAUGGAGAGUGCAAGGACCAUGUGGGACACUAUACUUGCACGUGUCAUGCAGGCUACACGGGUCAAGACUGCAGUGUUGCUAUCGACGAGUGUGCGUCGAAUCCUUGCGGUACAGGUCAGUGUGUCGAUUCGGUCGACCACUACACGUGUCAAUGCGACGAGGGCUUUACGGGUGUUAACUGCGAGACAAAUAUCAACGACUGUGACGUGUCGCCUUGCGGGAAUGGCACGUGCGUCGACGCUGUGAAUGACUACAGUUGUGAGUGUCCGGAGGGAGUGACGGGAGAUCGUUGCUCGUUUUCGUCCGACGACUGUCAGAAGGAAUCGUGCAAGAACAGUCACUGCGUUCCGAAAUCGAACGAUGCGAAUCAGAUCACAAUAGUCGAUGUCGACUCUAACGGAAAAGAUUUGCCGCCUGUCGUAUUGCGGCCGGUGACAGGAGUGGAAACGCCGGAUCAAAACAGCAUGUCGAGUGGCCCUGCCGUUUGUGUGCCCGACGACUACAUCGUCAAGAUCAACUUUCCCGUUGUUAUCAACGCCGGAAGCAAAUCGUUCUUGAAAGAUUGGGAAAGAAAUUUGAAGAACGAUCUGGUCGUUACGAUACCCACUCGCACGAGCGACGGGAUCGGAUCUGUACCCGUCCCCAUCUCGUAUGUCUACAUCACAGGCUCGCAUUUGGAGUCGGACGGGAGUACGACGGUUAAUUUCGUGGUGAUGGUCAACGACGAAGCGGUGCAGCCCCACGACGUACUGAUUGGUCUGAACAAAGAUUGCGUCAACGUGACGCUCUUAUCUCAUCCAGACGAGAUUUGUCAGUCCGUGGCUUAUGCUUUGCAUCAUUCGCCUACCAUACGACCACCAGGAGAAGACUCUCCAGUGCCCUCUAUUGUGAUAUCUAGUAAUACUAAACGUAUCGGUUCUCAUAUUCUUUGGCCGAUCAUUGGCAGUGUUUCCGCCAUCACUAUCAUAGUAAUUUUAGCUCUACUGGCACGAUGGUAUUGCGCACGGCGUCGACUGCGAGAAAGUAGAUCACGCUACGACUUCCAGGGUGGAGCAAACGAUGCACUCGAUACAGAUUCUAUCGGGGAAAUGUACCAGGAGGGUGUGACCGACGAGGCGACCGCCACAGAAUUUCACAAUCCCUUGUUGGUAGGAAUGAAGCAAAAUCCUAUCUAUCACCAUCAACGAGAAAACCGCGGAGACGCACAUUGCUCGGAUGUGGGUGACGAGAAUACGGUCGAUGAUUUUGUAAAUCCGCUAUACCAACGCGAGGCGGAUGCACCUGUUACCUUGGAGAAUCCGAUAUACCAGAGCGAGUCGAUUAUAGCCGUUGGCGUCGAAAAUCCGAUAUAUCAACGUUCGUCUUUGAAUGCGGUCAACAACCCGCGCUACAAUCGCCUACAACGCGAUUCUCAGCCGUCUACUGAGGCCGCGGAAGAAGGAGUGUACCAUACAAUCGGAGACGGCGAUCUGGAAAGGAAGAGUGUGGAGAAUUAGACAUAGGGCAGACGGGACGGUGGAAUGGGAUGGUGAUGUCAUGAUGUUGAUGGGUCACUGAAGUUGUGGUAGGUUAGAUACGUUUGUGGUCGUGUGUGCGUGCGUGCGUGUGCGUGUGCGUGCGUGUGUGUGUGUGACAUAGUGACUUAGCAAUCAACAGAUACUAUUAGAAAUAUUGUGUUAUAUUCAUGGUACAUGAAACUGUUUAUUAUUCUCAAUGGAACAUGUUGGCAGGAUUUUUGUAAACCUC
Molecule: messenger RNA, 8214 nt
Organism: Corticium candelabrum
Lineage: Eukaryota; Metazoa; Porifera; Homoscleromorpha; Homosclerophorida; Plakinidae
Product: protocadherin Fat 4-like
Exons: 23
Coding region: 117-7964 (2615 amino acids)
Biological process (GO): homophilic cell-cell adhesion
Cellular component (GO): plasma membrane
Molecular function (GO): calcium ion binding
Source: RefSeq, a predicted model, not a curated record